AUGUUCUCUUCUCAAUUCUCAGUUCAGUCGAGUUCGACGGGCGCAACAGGAAAGUUGCGUGUAACGUCGCAGUCGCAGUCGUUGCCACACCCACAGCAGGUACAUUACGUGGAGUGCCGCCCAUUACCGGCAAUCAACGAGACAUUUGCACAAUUUAGUCAACAUCGCUCGUCAAUAUCGCUGCUGUCGCCAUUGGAUUUAUCCUUGAGAACGACAUCGAAUAUAGUUCCAAUUACGCCACCAUCGACGCCGUCGCCUCCGAGGAAACGUCAGAGAUUAAUGUCCGAGGAGAAUUAUUUGUGGCGGCCGCAUAUGGCGACAUUGCCACCGCUGCCACAUGCUGCACUGGUCAUGCAACCACCAGCAACAGCAACAGCAGCAGCAACAGCAACCACAAGUUAUUUUCAUCAUCAUCAGCAACAGCAGCAACCAACUCAAUUGGGGAGCAAUUGUUACGGCUUGAGGGGAUUCGAGGGGGUAGCCAGCUAUGAUAAAAGUAAUUUUCAGCAAAUUCCGGCGAGUCAAUCGAGUGUGGCAGCAAGUCGAACGUCCAGCAUUUAUGUGGCAGAUGAGACAAUUGUGUUGACCGAGGACGAGGAUGAAACAGUUGUCAGUUCCCAUGACUACAAUGACUAUGCCACGGAUACGGAGAACGAUGAUAAUGAGCACGAUAACGAUAACGAUGAUAAUGAUAAUGAUACAAUACAAGUCAACGAUGAUGAUGAUGAUGAAGAAGCUGAGACCGCUGUCGCAUCACCAGAGCAACAUGAUGAUGAUGAUGAGGAGGAAGUAUUUGUGGACAUUUUAAGCAACGAUGAUGAUGAAAAUCCUUCGCAAAGCCUACAGACUCAACUCUUGGAAACUAAGGCACUAAAGCGUAAUGAACUGCUCUAUGAGGAUGAGGCACUGCAUCAUCAGGCAGUCGAUGGUUUGGCCAAACUCUUUGAUCGUGAUUUCGGUCAAACCAACAAAGAAUCCUCUGCCCCUGUCGAGAUCAUUACAGUCGAGGAGUCACCGCAAUCCGAGAAAGUCUACAUGGAUUUAAGUGGAAAUGCCCCUUCUCAAUUACCACCCCCACCACCACCACCAGCACCACCUCUAGCGAAUUCCCCGCCCCCACAUUCACUACGCAAACAGAAGACGGAACGUAAACGCACCAAAUUAAGAAAACAUUCGGCCAUCGAUGAGGAAACAAUUAGUCCUGUGUCCGGCACCAUCAUCCGUAAGCUGCGGGACGAUGAGGAGCUUGUGGUGCGCAAAGGUGACAUUGAUCCGGCUUUCAAUGUGGUCGAAAUCACCGAGGAGGCCAAGGCCAUCUUGGCCAGCAUCGAUAAUAAGAUUGGCGACUAUUUGUGCCAGCUUUGUCGCACCGUCUACGACGAUGCCUUCAUGCUCGCCCAGCAUCGAUGUCCUCGCAUCGUGCACAUCGAAUACAAGUGCUCCGAGUGUGAAAAGGUCUUCAACUGUCCGGCGAAUUUGGCAUCGCAUCGCCGCUGGCACAAACCCAAGUCGGAGAUGCAAUCCGGCAAGAAGCGACAGAGCAGCAGCUGCAAUGAAGCCUCCGGCAGUGGCACAGAAUCCCAGAAAACAACCGGAGAUGAAGCCAACGAUGGCAUAUAUCCUUGCCAGCAAUGUGGCAAGACCUUUCGACGUUAUGCCUACCUUAAGAAACAUCAGGCUUCACAUCAAAUGUUGGACAGUCUCAAGAAUAUGGAAUUCUUCAAUGCCCAGCAGCAACAGCAACAACAACAACAACAUCCACAGGCGCCACAACAAGCGGCAGCAAGUGGUUCAACCUAUGUGCUGCCACGCCCACCACAUGGCAUACUUUAUCCCACAGCAACAGCUAAGAACUAUGCAACUCCACAACGCUUUCCAGGAUUCCCAUUUCAGGCCUUCGAUCAGCGACGCUUUUACUCCCUGGGCGAAUUGUAUCUAUCACAGCAUCUGGAACGCUCCUCGGCCUUUCAAUAUGUCCAUGCCAAUCAUCUGAGGCAGCUGUCGAAUGUGGCACACACCAUGUUGCCGCCGCUGCCCGUCAAAUGACCCAGCUCCAAUGUGCUGCGUCCUGUGCCGCGCAUUGCAUCCACAGUCACGUCCACGGCCACAUCUACAUCCACCUCAUCUUCGAGUGCAGCAGCGACACCGUUGGAGUUGCCUCCAGUUAACUGGAUGCUUCCCAUGCCGUCGGCAGCUGCAACGGACGCAGCAACUGCGGUGGCGCCACCAGCAACAGUCGCUGGCGGUGUUGUUGGUGUUUAAUUUGAUUAGAUGUUUAAUAGAAUUCAAUAAAAUAUACUAGUUAAAGUUUACCAUUAUCCAAAAAA
Drosophila innubila is the source of this 2327-nucleotide messenger RNA. RefSeq lists its product as uncharacterized. NCBI's taxonomy places the organism in Eukaryota, Metazoa, Arthropoda, Insecta, Diptera, Drosophilidae. Gene Ontology annotation, biological process: regulation of cell cycle process; negative regulation of transcription by RNA polymerase II; neuron differentiation. The transcript is spliced from 4 exons. Gene Ontology annotation, cellular component: nucleus; transcription repressor complex. The record is from RefSeq and is a predicted model, not a curated record. Gene Ontology annotation, molecular function: DNA-binding transcription repressor activity, RNA polymerase II-specific; RNA polymerase II cis-regulatory region sequence-specific DNA binding.